Trypanosoma theileri is the source of this 2679-nucleotide messenger RNA. RefSeq lists its product as uncharacterized. The record is from RefSeq and is a predicted model, not a curated record. Gene Ontology annotation, cellular component: exocyst. Gene Ontology annotation, biological process: exocyst localization; exocytosis. The coding region runs from base 1 to 2679 and encodes 892 amino acids. The transcript has a single exon. NCBI's taxonomy places the organism in Eukaryota, Euglenozoa, Kinetoplastea, Trypanosomatida, Trypanosomatidae. Gene Ontology annotation, molecular function: SNARE binding.
AUGCAGAAGCGGAGGGGUGUUGGUCUCUUACAGGGUACACAAUCAAUAAAUAACACGACGGAAGAUGCGGACCAAACACAAAUGUACUCCACGGAGGAACUUUUUCCUUUUCUCACAGAUGCGGACCGAGCACAACUCCGACAAGAAGUAGUAACUGCAAUUAACAAUGAAUUAGUACACGCAGAAAGUUUAGAAGUUACCGUUCCGAGACUUCUGCGAUCUUCUAUAAAUGAAGCGAAAGAGCUACGUCGUGCCAUAAACUCUAUGGUUUCUUCACAGAUGAUGGAAGGACAUCGUGCGGUGCAGAUUAUUAAAACAAGUAGUGAUCGUAUUCAAGACCUUCGGGCACUUUUUAAAAAACAAGGAGAACUAAUUUCACAAAUGGACGUUACAUCAGGAAGUUAUAAACAAUUAAGACAAUUACAUUUUUUGCGUGAUAAUAUAUUGUCUGUUAUUAAGUGGGCAGAAGCAUUAAAAGAAGUACGCUAUGAAGAUAUGUACAGCCUUGUAGACCAAAGAAGAUUUGCAAUUGUAUACAAACGUCUUCGUCGUUUGCAAACUAUAAGACGUACUGUUAGUGAAAAAGCAGGUGCUAGUUACCAAAGUUAUAGUGGUGUAUUUGAACCUUAUUUUGUUAAACUUGAUGCAGUACAAACUAUGUUUGUAUCAGAAUUAUAUAAAUUAUUAGAAGAAAGCUCAGUACAUGUGGCUAUUCAAAAAGCACUUGAAGAUAUACCUCAACCUGGUACAGUUUCAGAACCUUUUGAAGAAUAUACACAACUUGAGGAAUGUAUACAAAUUUGUGGAGAAGAACUCUCAGAAGGAAAUGAAGGUGAAAUUUUAUGUACUUCAGAUGCUGAACCACUUAUUACUGAAGAGAAAAUUACUCGUGCAGUACGAAAAUGUGUGGCUCGAUUAUGGGAAGAGGAGGUAAUGAUUGAUGUGGUAGACCCUUUUUCACAAAUAUCAACCUAUCUUGGUCAAAUGAAGAAGGUAGCACCAUUAUUAUCUGCCUUAGAAAUGACUCUUAUACCUCUUUCAACAAAAUUUUCUUUCUUCGCUAUUGUUGUGGGAGCUAUUAAUGCUGAAGUUAUUAAUGUGCUAAAAAGUUAUGUCGAUCCUGAUACAGAGGUAGAUGCAAAUGGUUUAUUAGAAGCUUCUGAUUUUAUUCAAUGGUAUAAAGAUGCUAUGAUGGAGGCAAACUAUACAUCAUAUGUAGACCUUAGCGUUGUAGAUAGUCUCGCUGCUUCAAUGAUGACAUCUGCUGUUGGUGGACUUUCAACACAUCUUAUUCGACUUUGCCGUGCUUGUGCUAUAUCAGUAUUAAGUGGAGGAAAUGUUCCAAAUACUCUUCCGAGUGGUUUACCUGUUACAACUGGACCGAUGGAUAUGUUUACAGUUUUACAACAAUCACUUGGAGGUAUAUCAACUGCAAUUGAAGUAGGUGUUAUGCGGCAAAUUGGUGUUGCUUGUGCAGAUGCAAUUGAAGCAUAUCUUGAAGAAUGUAAGGUUCGAAGCGAUUACGACUAUUGGGAGGAAGAAAAUGAAUCUUCUGGAAUUCCACAGGAGGAAUGGGCAGCUCGUCGUUUAGCAUUUCUUUAUGCUUUUUGUAAUGAUUGUUCUACGAUUGAACGUAAUAUGGAUACAAUUGAAUUAAAAUUUGCAUCUUACUGGGAUGAAGAAGAUAAUAAUAAUAGUAGUAGUAACAGUACUUCUGGUGGAGGAAAUACCUCACCGUUUCAGCGAACUCAAGAUAAGAUUUCAGAAAAUGCUCUAUACUAUGUGGAUGAAAUUGUACUUCAUGUUGAACGUAUUGUUGGAACACAAUGGUCUCUCGUUUUUCGUUCUAAAGAGUGGUAUGAUAAUGAAACGAAUCCAACACGUGUUAUAGUUGAUACUAUGAGUGAUUUUAUUGAUGAAGAAUUCAGUAAAGCGUUAGAAGAACCCCGAGCUCGUAUUGCUACUUCUCGAAUGAUGACUCAAUUUAUUCACAAGUAUCUUACCACCCUAAUGGAGUUCCUUGGAGAUGUGAUUCGUCACCCUAACAGUCGUGCUGUAGAGAACUGGACCAGUUUCACAGAUUGCCUCACGCGGGAUACUUCCAUUGCGAUGGAAAUGUGGGGCGAGCGGGUGAAGGAUGGCCGGGGGCAACUCGUGAGCACCGCCCGCCGUGCGCUGGAGCUGAUGGUGCACCUCCUCGCCGUUUCCACCCCGGCGGAGUUCAACUUUGUGCUGCAGCGCGACCUCCUCGACGACUUUGGCGACUGCCCGACGUUCGUCGUGCGAUUUCUGCUGCUCGCGCGGCGGCGGCUGCUGGCGGCGGAGGCCCCCGACCGCAUGAUGGCCAUGUGGCGCGAGCGGGUCGCCCACCAGCGGCGGGGCUCCGACGACGUCCCGACCGCCGGCUGGCCGCGGCCCCCGUCCCUCCUCGGCGCCCUCGACCGCCGGCUCGCAGACCUCGACCAGCGCGGCGGCCUCCUACGGGCAAGCCCGCAGAAGAAACGCGCCAAGGCAGACCAGAAGCGCAUCGCAGAAGAGAAGGAGGCAAAGCGGCAGUUGCGGAAGGCAAGGCGAGAGGCAGAUGCCGCAGCGGCAAAGGUGAAGCUCCCCACCGUCCCACGGAAGAACAAGGAUGGGGAUGAUGUCGAAGUGGCAAAUCUCGCCGAUUUGCUGAAAUAG